AUGAAGUUUGACAGAAAAACAGCGUGUGAGCUGAAAUCACUGACAAACUGCGCAGCCCUUUGUCUGCUGUUGUGGGUGGUGCUCUUAUUGUAUUAUGACCCAUUUCUAAUACUCUGGUGGCCUCAGAGACCAACUGAGAAAACCCUGACGACCUCUUUACCUCUGGAUAUGGCUACAGAAUCCAUUGAUGACAUGUACGAUGGCUGCCGAUCUAACACAGCCUCUGUGAUUGACCUUUAUGGCGUGUUCGAGUGGCACUUCAACAGAAACUUCAGUUUUGCCUGGGCAUUCGCCGAAAGAAAUGCAAAGAAACCAGCGCACAAGAACCUUAAAGACGACCACGCGACAGUUUUGUACCUGUACACCAAAGUGAAACACAUCCGUGAAGAGUUCAACAAAGCAGUGAAAACAGGGAAACACAAGUACAGCACAGAUGCAUUUAAGUUCCAUUACUUCUACUUCUAUUUGACGGACGCUAUUCAAGUUCUGCAUCACACACAGACACGGUGCAAGACCACCUAUCACAGGACAUGGAAAAAGUUCAAGCAAAAUAUCGUCAACACAAACAUGCGUUUUGGUGCUUUUACAUGGACAACUUCAAACAAGAGCUCAGCUGGAUUCAAUGGGAAUGUUUCCUGUUUUGAGAUCUAUACAUGUCUCAGUGCUGAUAUCACAUAUUACUCCAGCAUAAACCAGAGGGGACAAGUGCUCAUUCCUACCUAUGAGGUUUUCAAGGUCACAGAUGUUCUCACAAACGAUCCGUGGUGCAGUGUGGUCUAUAAGCUACAAAGCACCAAAGUGCCAAGGAGAUAUCUCAACUGUAAAGCGACUGAAAAGCUCAUAAAUAUAUACAUUGGACCUGGUUCAACACACUGGCAAGGAAGCCAAGUUGUGAUGAUGUCAGCAUGUGGGAUCCUGCUGAUAAUAAGUUCUUCUGUUCUUGUAAAAUACAAGGAGAAGUGCUACGUGGCUGCAGUGCUGGGGGCUCUGCUGGUGUUCGUAGCUGUCGCUUUAAUGUUGAGUUAG
Molecule: messenger RNA, 1026 nt
Organism: Acanthochromis polyacanthus (spiny chromis)
Lineage: Eukaryota; Metazoa; Chordata; Actinopteri; Pomacentridae
Product: ecto-ADP-ribosyltransferase 4-like
Exons: 2
Coding region: 1-1026 (341 amino acids)
Molecular function (GO): NAD+ poly-ADP-ribosyltransferase activity; NAD+-protein-arginine ADP-ribosyltransferase activity
Source: RefSeq, a predicted model, not a curated record